Molecule: messenger RNA, 258 nt
Organism: Aspergillus terreus NIH2624
Lineage: Eukaryota; Fungi; Ascomycota; Eurotiomycetes; Eurotiales; Aspergillaceae
Exons: 2
Coding region: 1-258 (85 amino acids)
Source: RefSeq, a predicted model, not a curated record
AUGCGGUCCUUCACUGUGUCCAUCCUCGCUCUCCUCGCGACCAGCGCCGUCGCUAUGCCUGAAGCAUCGCCCAACAUGCUCGAGGCACGCGUGGACUGCAAGCAGAUCCACCCAGCCUGCAACGGCGGCCGUGUCGUCGGACAGACCAACUGUCGUUGCUCGGGCCAGAAGGAGAGAUGUGAUCUCUGGUCGUGCCCCGGCGGGCCUCCCAACGUUAUGGUGUGUGGUCAGGCAGGCACUGGAUGCGUCUGGAUCUAG